AUGCCAUCAGACGUGCAGAAGAACCUCCAGGAGAAGAACGCUGCGUAUGCGAAGCAGUUCACUCAAGGUAGCCUCGCGCUUCCCCCUGCCAAGAAAUACCUCAUUUUGACAUGUAUGGAUGCUCGUAUCGACCCAGCAGCAGCGUUUGGCAUCGACCUGGGUGACGCCCACGUCAUCCGCAAUGCUGGAGGAAGCGCGAGGGAUGCGCAUCGGUCCAUCAUCAUCUCGCAGCAGUUACUGGGCACCAAGGAGAUCCUCCUGAUCAAACACACCGACUGCGGCAUGUUGACCUUCUCGAACGAGGAUGCCCACGGUCUGGUAGUGAAGAACCUCGGACCAACAGCAGCGGCCGAGAUUGCAAGCCUGAACUUCCAUGCUUUCCCUGACCUGGAAGCUGCCGUGAAGGAAGACGUUGAGACACUGAAGAAAGGAGCGACUGUUGCGGCGGAUGUGCCUAUCAGCGGCUGGAUCUACGAUGUCAAGACUGGCGAGGUCAGUCAAGUCGUCUAG
Molecule: messenger RNA, 510 nt
Organism: Anthostomella pinea
Lineage: Eukaryota; Fungi; Ascomycota; Sordariomycetes; Xylariales; Xylariaceae
Source: the annotation of a GenBank genome assembly